This is a messenger RNA of Cyphellophora attinorum, 330 nucleotides long. RefSeq lists its product as uncharacterized. The transcript has a single exon. Lineage: Eukaryota; Fungi; Ascomycota; Eurotiomycetes; Chaetothyriales; Cyphellophoraceae. The record is from RefSeq and is a predicted model, not a curated record. Bases 1 to 330 code for a protein of 109 amino acids.
AUGACCUGUGUUGACAAGGCCCUUCAAGUCCCCGUUGCAGCCAUGGGUUCAGAAACAGCACCAGCAGCAGUCACUCUCCCGUCAACAACGGGGACAGACUGGCAAUACCGCAUCCUCUUCUUCAAGACUAUGGGUAUAUAUCCUCGGAAUGCCGAAACACCUGACUGGGCCAUGAACGAUGGCCUGGCCCUGGAGCUCAAUAAACACCACACCCUAGCGAGCCAGACCAGCUUGAUCGGCCUUAAAGGCAGCCUCGCGCCGGUCACGAUGUUUGCUCAUCUCGAAAAAUACAACGAGAAGCGAUGGUAUCGGAAGUGCCGAGACUGGUAA